AAACGCGAGAGAGUUAAACAUCCAACGCGGUCACGAAAGCCAGCUCUUUCAAACUCCGGCCUUUCUCCUCCGCCUAUAUUCACGGUCCCCGCUAGCACUAUAUAUAUAACCCAAGAGGGAUAGCUGGUUUUGCCGAGAAAAACACUUGGGUGGACAGAAUUAUAUCCCAACAAUAUCAGAAAAUUAAACAUCAAAACUACGGAGGAGAAACCCAGAAACGAACUUGCGUACCUCGUUCCGAUAACCCGUCAUGCCGAGAAAAGGCAUGAGGACGAUUUGCUUUUCACCCAAGCGUUCCUCGACGUCAUCCGCCACUGAUUCUCGAGUUUCUUCGCCGUCGCCGUCGCGGUUCGGUUUUUCGCCGUCGAGGCCGAGUUUUUCGGAUUCCGUUAUGGACCGGACGCUCGAGGUAUCGGGGCCGGCGAUCAUGAAAUGGGAUCCGGAAGGGUCUAACUUCGCGAAGGUCACUUCGUUGAUCUACGAGAACCGCAGAGAAGCCAAGGAGUUCAUCAAGUGUGUGUAUAAUCUGCAGAAAGCGAUGCAGUUUCUGAAGACGGAGCAUUCGAGCUCCGACAAGCUCGUCCGCGGACAAAACCUGAUGCAGAUUGCAAUGAAGAGGCUCCAGAAGGAGUUCUAUCAGGUUCUCUCCAUGAACCGAGCUCAUUUGGAUCCUGAAUCCGUCUCCACCCGGUCGUCCGUCUCCCGUGCCUCGACUCAAUCCAGCCAGUCUGAUUACGACGUUGACGACUCGGAGGAUGAAACCAGGGCCGCCGGCGAUUCCAUAGCCGAAGUUGAAGAUGCGUCGAGCAUUGCGAUGGCGGAUUUGAGAUUAAUUGCCGAGUGCAUGAUCUCAUCUGGAUACGCCAAGGAGUGCUUGAAAAUCUACAAAGUAAUUCGGAAAUCAAUCAUAGACGAAGGACUACACAAGCUCGGAGUCGAGAAAUUGAGCUCUUCGCAGGUCCGGAAGAUGGAUCCGGAAGUUCUAGACCUGAAAAUUAAGAGCUGGCUCGGUGCUGUAGAUGUUUCCAUGAAGACAUUGUUCAAUGGAGAGAGAAUUCUGUGCGAUCACGUCUUCGCUUCCUCCUCCGAUUCGAUCCGAGAAUUAAUUUUCACUGAGAUUUCAAACGACGGCGCGACGAUUCUGUUUGGAUUCUCGGAAAAUGUGGCCAAAAACAGCAGGAAGUGGCCGGAAAAGACUUUCCGUCUACUUGACAUGUAUACCGCUAUAGCCAAUCGAUGGACGGAGAUUGAGUCCAUCUUCUCAUCCGAUUCCGCGUCAACGGUCAGAGAUCUGGCGGUGACGUCACUCGUAAAACUCGGCGAGUCAAUCAGGAGCGAGUUGGGCGAAUUCGAAACCGCUCUACAGAAGGACUCUUCAAAGACGGUGGUUGCCGGUGGAGGAAUUCACUCUCUCACCAUAGAAUCGAUGAAUUAUCUCACAAUGAUCGCAGAUUACAGCAAUGUAUUAGGGGACAUCCUCGCCGACUCUCCUCCACCGGAGACGAGUUCGCUGCCUGAAUCGUACUUCGGUGUCUCCGACACCGAACUUUCUCCGGCUCCGGCGAUCUCUCUCCGCUUCGCCUGGCUGAUCCUCGUCCUCCUCUGCAAACUAGACCGCAGAGCGCAGCACUACAAGGACGUUUCCAUGGCGUAUCUCUUCCUGGCCAACAACCUCCAAUUCAUCGCCGCCAAAGUCCGAGUCUCCAACCUCAAAUUCUUACUGGGAGACAACUGGUCAUCGAAGCAGGAAGCCAAAGUCAAGCAGUUCGCGGAGAACUACGAACGGCUAGCCUGGGGCCACGUCAUAUCCACCAUCCCGCAGAAUCCAACGGCUCCGAUGCCGCCGCAGCAGAUCAAGGAGCACUUCAAGCGGUUCAAUUCGUCGUUCGAGCAGGCGCACCGUAAACAUUCCUUGUGCGUAGUACACGAUACUAAGCUCCGCAACGACUUGAAACUGUCAAUCGCGACGAAGCUGCUUCCGGUGUACCGGGAAUUCUACAAUGCACACCGCCUCACGGCGACGAGAGAGAGAUCUUUGUCCGUAGUUGUCAGAUUUGCCCCCGAAGAUGUGAGCAAUUGCCUUUCGGAUUUAUUCUUCUGGACCAACGAGUCUACAGAGAGUUAUUCGUUUCUCGCAGAUUCAUCUUCUUCGCAUGCAACGUCUUCGACCUCUCAUUAAAAUAAAAAAAUAAAAAAUAAAAAACUCCAUAUAUUAUUUGGAUCAUAUUUUCAUACUUAAACAGGGGUCAAUAUUGUAUAAUAUCGUUAUGGAUUAGCAUUAAUAGCAUAUCAGGCUAUCAGCGUAUCACAUAUGUGGU
Ipomoea triloba (trilobed morning glory) is the source of this 2318-nucleotide messenger RNA. RefSeq names its product exocyst complex component EXO70H1-like. Gene Ontology annotation, biological process: exocytosis. Gene Ontology annotation, cellular component: exocyst. Bases 251 to 2179 code for a protein of 642 amino acids. The record is from RefSeq and is a predicted model, not a curated record. Lineage: Eukaryota; Viridiplantae; Streptophyta; Magnoliopsida; Solanales; Convolvulaceae. The transcript has a single exon. Gene Ontology annotation, molecular function: phosphatidylinositol-4,5-bisphosphate binding.